AUGCGCCCCCAGGGAGAAGGCACAGCAGGGCCUGACCACACCCGAUGGCUGACCCCUGAUCCGGGACCCUGCUGGGCGCUGCAGCCCUGCCCGCACACGUACCCGCAUCACCUGACCUACUACCCGAGCCACCUCGGCCUUCUGGCUGGUCCUGUCGGGACAAGCCAUGUGUUUCCCAUAAACCCCCACGGGGUCCUGCUGCAGGGAAGCGCUUCCAGGCGUCAGGACGAGACCAACACUGAGGACAACCCUGCCACCUGCUGUUCCUCCUGGACCUUCCGGGCCAAGUGCUUCCACUUAAGCCGCGCUCGGGCGCUGCCAGCCUUCAGCGCCCAGACGGCCCCCAGCCUCCGUCCCCAAUGGCUUCAGGACAGGACCAAGCGACCUGCACCAGGCACAGGGUGCGAAGGGGUGGCGACUGUCCGUCUGCCUCCAGCCUCCUCCCAGGCCAGCGGGACGGAAGAGACUGCCUUGUGUGCAUCUCCACAGCGCAGCAAGAGCCACCACAAAGGAACCACCAUGAUGGUGGGCACUGGGGCAGAAACUCCCCACGGCCAGGGACGGGCAGUGGGCAGAGGACGGGGAGGGGGCCAUUCCCAAGGGCGCGCUCCCGGAGGACGGUGCUGGGCCUCCAUCCAGCUGCUCCCCACCCGAGGCUGCACCCGCGACAGCCCCACCAUGUCCAGAACUCCAGGUGGGACCCAGGCAGCCUGCGGGCCUGCGCACUCCCAGGACACCGCGGAGCCGGGACUGAGAUGGGCGGCCAGCCCACUGGCCGGCUCCAGCAGUGUCCUCCACGGCCACUGCCUGAGCACCCUGCACAGAGCCCCUGCCUCCACACCAGCCCUGUGGUCCAGCAAACCACACUGCGGAUGCGGUUUCCGAGAAGCUGCCGAGCGCCUGGUGGGAGCUGGGAGGGCAGCGGGCUCAGUGUCAGGCCGUGGGGCGGAGGUCAGGACGCUGGCAUCCAGGAGCGGUGACAGCCCUCUGGGCGCUCUGCCGGCCACGCCCCAGCCCGCAACAGGAUUGGCCUACCUCUCCCGCCUGAAGGGCCUUGCUGCCCUGGAAAGCAAGGCCUAG
Rangifer tarandus platyrhynchus (Svalbard reindeer) is the source of this 1080-nucleotide messenger RNA. The record is from the annotation of a GenBank genome assembly. Lineage: Eukaryota; Metazoa; Chordata; Mammalia; Artiodactyla; Cervidae.